AGAAAACGGGAUAUGUGAAAGCAGUGAAUUCCAUUCAUCGUUCCGGGAGUGUUCACAUUGAAACAUUUGAACGUUUUCAACUGUAGAGUAACAUGGCAACUACAGAUGUGAGACUCAACCAUACAAUAUACAUCAACAACUUGAAUGAGAAAAUCAAGAAAGAUGAACUGAAAAAGUCGCUGUACGCUAUCUUUUCACAAUUCGGACAAAUUUUGGACAUCUUGGUGGCGCGAAAUUUAAAAAUGAAGGGCCAGGCCUUUGUUAUAUUCAAGGAGAUCAACAGCGCCUCCAAUGCCCUGAGAUCCAUGCAGGGCUUCCCCUUCUAUGACAAACCUAUGCGUAUUCAGUAUGCUAAAUCAGACUCAGACAUCAUUGCUAAAAUGAAGGGGACCUAUGUGGAACGUGACCGUAAAAAGGAGAAGAGGAGGCCCAAAGCCGAAGGAGCAGGGUCCAAGAAAGGUGUGGCAGCAAUGGUGGCUGGGGUGCCUUCUGCCAUACCUGGAAUGCCUCCCAUGAGCCAGGCUCCCCGCAUGAUGCACAUUCCAGGCCAGCCGCCCUACAUGCCUCCUCCAGGCAUGAUGCCUCCUCCAGGAAUGGCUCCUGGUCAGAUACCCCCAGGCGCCAUUCCCCCGGGCCAGAUGAUGCACGGACAGAUGCCUGGACAAAUGCCACAACAGAUUGCAGAAAAUCCUCCCAAUCACAUCCUCUUCCUCACCAACCUGCCGGAGGAGACGAACGAACUCAUGCUCUCCAUGCUUUUCAACCAGUUCCCUGGCUUCAAAGAGGUGCGCCUGGUCCCUGGUCGCCACGACAUCGCCUUUGUGGAGUUUGACAACGAGGUGCAGGCUGGCGCUGCGCGGGAUGCACUACAAGGCUUCAAGAUCACACAAACAAAUGCUAUGAAGAUAUCAUUUGCUAAAAAAUGAGACCCCUCUUCACACAGGUUCCUAUCUCUCCUUUUUUCCUCCUCACUUUUAAAAAAUGUAAAUUGCUGAGAUGAAGUCGAUUCUGGUUUUAAACUUGCUGAUUUAUGAUCAGUGCUAUAUUCUUUUCUUCCCGGAUUACAUGUAAGUAUGCAUUCUUUGUGUCAAGUUGCUGUAUUAUCUUUUUACAGAAUUUUGAAAAUAUUGGCUAAAAAAAUCUGGAUCAUAUUGAUACAACUAAAACUAAUUUUGGAAAUUAUUUUUGGCUUUAUUCUCAAAUUUAUAAGCAACUUGACCUGUUUUCCUUUUUUUCUUUGUCUUUUUAUUUCUAUAAAGCAUUGCACCCAGAGUCUGGUCCCCAGACAUUGUACCUGGCGCUUUAUCUCUUUUAAUAAAAUGUUUUUAUUUAA
Molecule: messenger RNA, 1333 nt
Organism: Menidia menidia (Atlantic silverside)
Lineage: Eukaryota; Metazoa; Chordata; Actinopteri; Atheriniformes; Atherinopsidae
Source: the annotation of a GenBank genome assembly